AUGAAAUCUUUGGACCGAGUGUCAAGAGACUUUGUGUGGGGAUCCAUAGUCGAGAAGAGGAAGCAACAUCUUAUUGGGUGGGAGAAGCUUUGUCGCCCAAAGACAGAAGGAGGUUUAGGCAUCCACAAGUCAAGCCUCAUGAAUAAAGUGUUUUGCGAAAUUAUUAAAGGAUCAUGGUCAUCUACAUGGAGAAGUGUGACUUUGGCUAUCAAGGAUGUGAUUUUACCAGGGCAUGGUUGGGUUAUAGGAGAUGGCAAAAGAAUCAACUUCUGGACUGAUAAGUGGCUGAUGGGUACUUCUUUGUGUGACUUGACUGUCUCCGAGAUUCCACUAGAGGUUUUAUCUAUGAAGGCUGGAGACUUAUGGACGCAUGGGUUAGGAUGGGACUUUCAGAGAAUCACACCAUAUGUAUCGGUGGAGACGAAGCUGGAAAUGGCAGCAGUAGUGGUGAACUCAGACUCAGGGAGACCGGAUACGAUCUCUUGGGGAGAGGCGGCUGAUGGCAAGUUUACGGUGGCCUCAGCAUACCGUUUCUUAACGGAGAGGGAGACGUUCAAACGUGACAUGAGCAACUUCUUCAAGUGUGUGUGGAGAGUACGAGUGCUGGAGAGAGUACAAGUUUUCUUUUGGUUGGUCGGCAAUCAUGGGAUCAUGACAAACCAAGAAUGA
Microthlaspi erraticum is the source of this 669-nucleotide messenger RNA. NCBI's taxonomy places the organism in Eukaryota, Viridiplantae, Streptophyta, Magnoliopsida, Brassicales, Brassicaceae. The record is from the annotation of a GenBank genome assembly.